CACGUCCACAACCAACGCCAGAUGGCUGGGUCGAAGUUCGCCUACGUGCGCAAUUUCGAGCUCCCAGAUCCUUUGCUGCCGGGGACAUUCAUGGUGCUUCGGCUGGAUGGCCAUUCUUUCCAUCGCUUCUCCGACGUUCAUGGCUUUGCGAAGCCCAACGACGUGCGCGCACUGAAGCUCCUGGAUCACGCAGCGACAGAUUUGAUGGAUCAAUAUCCAGAUAUCGUCCUUGGAUUUGGCGAAUCCGACGAAUUUAGCUUCUUAUUGAAAAAGUCUGCCUCGCUGUAUAAUCGACGUCAUGCCAAAAUUCUUUCGACACUCACCUCGCACUUUACCGCUUCAGUGACUUUCCGCUGGUCGACCUACUUUCCCGACACACCUCUGCAAUACCCGCCGACAUUCGAUGGCAGGAUCGUCCUCUACCCGGGGAUAAAGGAGGUGCGGGACUACUUUUCAUGGCGUCAAGCGGAUACACACAUCAACAAUCUUCAUAACACGGCCUUCUGGGCUUUGGUGCAACAAGGCGGAGAAUCCACGUCUCAGGCCCACUCCACCUUGAAGGGAACACAAUCCAAAGACAAACAUGAGCUUCUCUUCACGAGGUUCGGCGUCAACUAUAACGCUGUGGAUGAAAGAUUCAGGAAGGGCAGUGUCCUUGUUCGCCAGCAAGAGCAGCAGGGAUCGCAUCCUGAUUCUCCAUCGCCAGAGGCCAAAGCCAAAGCCAAUGCCAGCAAGCCUGCGGUCGUAAUACUGCACUGCGACAUCAUCAAGGACGAGUUUUGGGACUCUCGACCCGAGAUUCUGUCUGGCUGA
Messenger RNA from Mycena indigotica, 813 nucleotides. Its product is annotated as Histidine tRNA guanylyltransferase. The coding region runs from base 22 to 813 and encodes 263 amino acids. Gene Ontology annotation, molecular function: tRNA guanylyltransferase activity; magnesium ion binding. Gene Ontology annotation, biological process: tRNA modification. The record is from RefSeq and is a predicted model, not a curated record. NCBI's taxonomy places the organism in Eukaryota, Fungi, Basidiomycota, Agaricomycetes, Agaricales, Mycenaceae. The transcript is spliced from 6 exons.